Messenger RNA from Mycosarcoma maydis (corn smut), 2022 nucleotides. RefSeq lists its product as uncharacterized. The record is from RefSeq and is a predicted model, not a curated record. The transcript has a single exon. Lineage: Eukaryota; Fungi; Basidiomycota; Ustilaginomycetes; Ustilaginales. Gene Ontology annotation, biological process: interstrand cross-link repair. The coding region runs from base 1 to 2022 and encodes 673 amino acids. Gene Ontology annotation, cellular component: mitochondrion; nucleus. Gene Ontology annotation, molecular function: single-stranded DNA 5'-3' DNA exonuclease activity.
AUGUCUGACAGAGACGCAAGCAUCUCGUGCUCUCCACCUGUCCGUCGACACCUUCCCGCGCCAACAUCACUGCACCACCACUUUACGCGCAAAGGCUACCUCUCCGUGUCCGACCUCGUUGGUCCAUCAUGGUGCGAGUACAACUACCAAUACGGCAUCCUCUCGCUUUCGCACCUGCCCCCCUCGCUGCGUCCUGCGAUGAUCACCACUGAAUCCGGAUAUACACUCUCUGCUGCGCCCCAACUCGUCGCGCAGAAGGAAUCCACGCUUCGCGCGGGCAAAGCCGUUCAUGCGGUGCUCGAGCGUCAAGUGGCGUCGGUCCAGGUGGUGGUUGAGACCGAGACCAAGCACGAUAGCUGGGCUUUGAGGCUUUUGAAUCUUUGGUGUAAUCUGAUGGCGUUGGUACAGAUGAACGCGCCCAAUGAGCGAAUGCACAACGCCAAGCAGAAUGCAUGUGCCAGAGAGAUCCCAGUCUACGGUUGGGUUCACGGCGUCCUGGUGAUGGGCGUGAUAGACGAGAUCGAAAAGCGAAUCACAACCUCGAGCACCGCCCAGGCAGACAAGCACAAGACAUGGCGUAGUCAAGAAGAAUGGAGGAAGGAUCCAUCGCGAAAAUCGUCCAGCACCAGUUCUCAGAAAUCCAAGCAGAGCUGCGCUACAUCAACACGUCCACUAACAGCCUUCUUCAGUACACGCCCAUCUCAAUCAUCGUCGCCGGCAGCGUCGAUAGAGGCUCAGCCUUCCACCAGCCACAUGGGCUGGGGUUACUUUCUGUCCGACACCAAAACUCGAUUCUCGUCCUGGCUUCCAUCCGAAGAAGACCAGUUCGGCGCGCGUAUGCAGUGUAUGACGUACAAACGCCUCUUUGACGGUCUGCUGCUUGGCGCCCUCCUCGCCUCUUCCAACAACACCACCCGUGACAAGAAGAUCUUUUCCUUCGAUGUCCAUGCAACGCCGAUGAACUGGAGAGACACAUUCGCUUCACUCGACUUGGACCCUGACCAACCGCUCUCGGCUGGUUUCCUACGAGACGCCGAAUCGGUGUGCGAGAGUUGGGGUGUGGAUCUGCAAGCAUGGGUAGAGCAGAACGAUGCAGAUGUGUGUACCUUGAAUCAUGUCAUAUUGCUGUUGGAAGAUGGGUUGCGGGGGCUGGCAAUGGAUGCGCAGAGGGGUGCGGCGGGAGACGAGCAAGGAGGAUCGAGCGUGGAGGUGAUCCAAGAUACAUUGGCGUUGACAUACAGAAGACAGAUGCAGCGUGGGAGGCGCGCGAAGCGAAAGAAGCCGAUCGGUGGACGUCGUUUGACUCGCACUUCAACGUCUGAGGUGGCAAAGAUGGCCAAAGAGGUAUCGCAGACCACCCUGGAUGAACAGGGUGUCGGAGUCAACGGCGGACUGCAAGUCAACGAAAUUGUAGAGAACGAGAUGGACGAUGACGAUCAGCUUGUCGACGACGUGCACCCGCCAGAAACGCAGGAGGACACGCAAGCUGCCACCGAAUCCAAGUGCGACCUCAACUCGCUCGAUGGCCUUGGCGGACACAAGGAUGCACAGCACGCGAUUCAACAAACGCUAACUUCUCAUCGCAAGCGCGCCAGCUCCUCCACUCCUCCUCCUCCUUUGAAAUCAUCCGCAGCCGCGACAUCGCCCAUCAUCGGAAUCGUCUCGUUCACCCAUGACGCUCAAACACUCGACGCCUAUCUCGAAUGUAUCCUCCUUCUGUGGAACGGCCAACGCCAACCUGUUGGUGUAGCACCGCACCAAACCAGACGGUGUUGGACAUGCGAGUGGAUCCAAGGUUGCGAAUGGAGGGCCAAACAAGCGCAACGCUCGGUGCUCACUGGUCGAUCUCAGAGUGGCAUCGGAGAGGCGCGUGUCGGUGUGCAACUUGAGCUUUCGCAGGACGCGACCGAAGUUCGAGACGUGCAGCAUGCAAAAAAAGAGCAAGAAGACGAGUUCUGGUCGACGCUCGAUUACGAUUCCAUCCAAGUGCGUGAUGCUAACGGCAACCUUGUUGCUUGGUAG